AAGCCUCGUGACGCACGUGAAUGACGCAGCGUAUUGUUUUCGCUUGCUCCCAGUGGUCCAACAAUGAUGACGUAAAAUUAACCUUUUGCGCGGUUGGUUUUGUUUUUCUCUGUUCUUCCAAAUGUAUUACGUAUUUUUAAAAUUAAAUUUUGGGAAAAUCGCUUAAAGUUUAGGAAACGUUGCAUUCUGCCAUUAAGCUGGGCAAUAGGGGAACAGAUCAGUUCGGCUUCAAAGAAAUUUGGACAAAUUUGCUUUAACAGAAAACUUUUUUUUUUUAAAAGUAAUUCACGUGCAUUUCCCUUUAAUUAAUAGAAUGACAUUUCAGCUGUGUGUCUAAAGGACUAUGAACACACACGCCUUGUGUGCCUCUGCUUUGCCCUGUGAUGGACUAGUGACCUGUCAGGGCUGUACCCCACCUCUAGUCCAUGGAUCUUCCCCGUGACCCUGCAUGGACAAGUGGCUGGCCAUGGUGGAGUUUGCACAUAAGCUGCUGUAAAUGCAUUGCUGUGCAUAACCGUUGAAAGGGCACAAAUACCCGGAUCUCCUUGCAGAUUGUGAAGUCAUGCCAUUUCUGGAAUUUGUAGCUGGGAGCAUUUCAGGUGCAGUGGGGAUUGCAGUGGGACAUCCGUUGGACACAGUUAAGGUGCGUCUGCAAGCCAAGUCUGUGUAUAAAGGGAUAUUUGACUGUGUCACUAAGACGUACUUGAACGAAGGAUUCCAUGGAUUCUUCAAGGGCAUGUCCUUCCCUGUUUUGACCACUGGCCUCACCAACUCCAUUGUCUUUGGCUCCUACAGUAACGCUUUAGAUUACCUCUCUCAGUCUGAUCGCCGUCUCGCCAGGCACUGCAAACAAGUGUCUUCACUGCAAGUCUUUACUGCGGGUUGCUUUUCAGGCAUCGUGCAGGUGCUGGUUUGUGCCCCGAUUGAUCUGGUGAAGGUGCGCCUGCAGGGACAAACAACGGCCGAGCGGUACCGUGGACCCGUACACUGUGUGGCAGUCAUACUCCAGCAGGAGGGGGUCCGGGGUCUCUACAGAGGAGGGGCAGCUCUGGCUCUGAGGGACGUACCGUGCUAUGGACUCUAUUUCCUGCCUUAUGAGCUCAUUCGUAAGGCUCUGACUGAGACUGGAGAAGAGCCAGGUACCUUUGCCAUACUGAUGGCGGGGGGCGUGGCAGGCGUGGUGACCUGGGCGUGUGCCACGCCCAUGGACGUUGUGAAAGCUCGGCUCCAGAUGUCCGGAGCUGGUGGUCAGCAGUACAGCGGGGUCCUGCACUGCAUAAAGGUGAGCCUGAAGGAGGAAGGAGUCAGAGUCUUCUUCAAAGGCCUCCUGCUGAACAGCGUCAGGGCGUUCCCCGUCAACGCCGUGACCUUCCUGACCUACGAGAGCCUGCUGAAGAGCUUCUGUCCACCAGGCAAAUAACAAAACUGUUUGCAGUAAAUGAACGCCAAAGGACGCGAGAAAGUUAAUGCUACAUCUGAUAUCUGUUUGCAAAUUUCUUUGCAAUUUCUUUGUACGCAGAUCAAGGCUAAAACAGCCAAAGUUUGUCUUAAUGUGAGAAAAUGUAUGCUCUGAUAAACGAUACACAAAGCUAAGCAGCUUAGCUAUCCCUAAAUACCUCAGUAACACAACAGAGAAACCAAUAUUUUUAUUGUAGAAACUUUUCCAUGUUGCAGAUGUGCAAAUACGCUUAUUUUCAACAUUAAAACCUAUUAUUACCUAACGGUUUUAUUAAUGGUUAAGUAUUAUAAAAAGUCAAACGAACCCGUCACAGCAAAAGUAGCAAACACCCUUCAUCCCAAAGUAUGUGCACUGUACAAAUCAGGGGCAUAAUCAUCACAGAUACUUUACAGACAUGACUGGACUCGGUGUUUCAUUUAUUGUCCUUAAUUUCUUCAUGUGUAGAACCAUAUAAAACGUCUUUUAGAUUCACAUACAUGAAUUAUUUGGCUUUUCCAAGUCCUUUGGUAGCUACAAAUGUGAACCUUUAAAAAUUUAUGUUGUAUCCACACAUCUACCUCUAAGAUGCUACAGGUCUCCACUCUUCUUGCAGAUUUGGGUGAUCUGUUAGGCCAGUCCUAAUCCCAGAACAUUUGAAAUGUUUUGAAUUAUUCUGCUGGUUUGCUUAUAGUAAGUGCAGUGAGUGUUGUUAUCUGACCCUGAAGGUUUUAUUACAAGCUGUCAAGAUCCAAAUUUAUGUGUUUAACUAGUUUUAGGCUUUCAAAGCCGACGAGAUUUGCCUUGAAGCAGGUCAUCAAUGUGAAACGUGUUUUUUCUCCACACAACUUUCAAAUACACUUUAUGCUGUAUGUACUGUAAUUCUCUAAAAUAAUGAAGAACUGUAUUAAAAGGGUCACUUUUAUUAGUGUUUUUUUUUCCUUGAAAAUAUCAGAGAAUUCUUUUGGUGUGUUGUGCAUAUAUGUGUUCAGAUUAUAUGUCAGGCAGCAUUUUUACUUAUUAAAGUCUGUGUUGGCUUGUUUGCAAACUCUUACCAUAGUUCUAUAGAUUUUAAAUAAAGAUUAAGUUACUCAGGUCAUAUAAUCAACCAUAGAGCACAAAAUAUGAUUCUGUGCUCCCAUUUGCGUUUUAUUUAAUGGAAUAAUUGCAUUUAAUUCCCAUGACAGAAUGACAAAAUUCUUUUUUUUAUUAUGCUCGAAACUUUGUGCAACUAUCAACAUCCCACAUAAGAAAAUGUAGUCAUUAUCCUUUUGAAAAGGUUUGCCUUUCUUUGUGUCAAAACCUAAAAUAGGAGUAGAGUUGUUGCUCUUUAAAAAUAACAGAUUUUCUGUAGUAGAUAUUUGUCAAAGAAGGUCUUUUUUUUCCCAAAAGGUCAGGUAAUAUUUGUGGCUCUAGACCUGUUUUAUUUACCUCGACUGAGGGCAGAAAAUGGCUCCUUGGAUUGUAAAGGUUGAAGACGGUCAGGACUUGCAGACCAAAUGAAUGACUUAGACAACCUGCUGCAGGGAGGAAAACGUUUAUUUUUCUGUAGUGAACAGCAUAUCGAUAAACUCUCACAGAUAGAUUUGCAUCCUUAGUUUGGAAAACCUCAGACAUACAGCUUAUGGUUGGUUGUUUUCACCUUCUUUAUUUAAAACAGAUUUAAGUUAGAAGAUAACAAAAACAUCCACGUCUGUUUAUGUGCACAAACUUGAAAACGGUCAAACCGCAAACAAAAAGCAACAACGCAAAGCGCAGGCUGAACGUUGAGAAAAUGUUUAUGUUCGAUUCGUUCAGCUCUUGCUGUAAAUCUGAUCACAAAGGAAAAGAUAAAGCUGCACCUUUUGGCACAAAACUUCAUGAAAGAGUAGAAGAAGAAUAGAGAUGAUGACUGAUAACCGGUGUGUCAUAAGACCCUCUGCUGUGUACACAAACUCCAGCCAACAUGACUGUGGUCACAAAGUCCUUUUUUUUUAUGCAGAAA
This is a messenger RNA of Poecilia latipinna (sailfin molly), 3419 nucleotides long. It is a transcript of the gene slc25a45, whose product is annotated as solute carrier family 25 member 45. Bases 563 to 1420 code for a protein of 285 amino acids. The transcript has 7 exons. Gene Ontology annotation, molecular function: transmembrane transporter activity. Gene Ontology annotation, biological process: transmembrane transport. Lineage: Eukaryota; Metazoa; Chordata; Actinopteri; Cyprinodontiformes; Poeciliidae. The record is from RefSeq and is a predicted model, not a curated record. Gene Ontology annotation, cellular component: mitochondrion.